GAGGAGCUGUGCCUCGGUCAGCGGACAUAUAAGGCUGACUAACAACACUCCAGCAACAGUUCCCAGUCUCUCGAUACUAGAUUCUUCUGAACAAUGCAUUCUCUUGUCUUCUCUGCUGUUAUCUGCAUCGUCGCGGCGGACGGCUUCGGAGCGCACCCUCCUCCAAGCAACGGCUAUGCGCCCCCAAGUAACACCUAUGGCACGCCCAACGGCGCCUACGGAGUAGACCCUGAGAUCGCCGCUUUGGCCGAGAACAUUCCAGGGGGCGGCGUCCCCGGCGAGGACUACCCCAUCUUGGCUUCCGUGCCCGACACCGGCUUCUCCUGCGAUGCCCAGGCGGUGCAAGGUUAUUACGCCGACACUGCAGCUGAAGCCGGCUGCCAGGUGUUCCAUAUCUGCCAGGACCGCGCCCUCAGGCGCCAACAGGACUCCUUCCUGUGCCCCAACGGUACCAUCUUCAACCAGCAGUACCUGGUAUGUGACUGGUGGUUCAACGUGGACUGUUCUCAAGCUGAGAGCUUCUACUCCGUCAACGAGCUCAUCGGAGUCGUUCCCAAUGCUGGCUAUGCUUAUGCUGCCGCCACCAAUGGUCUUGCCAUUGGCAAUGGCAACGGUUAUGGAAAUCGGAAAUGAAUAGCGAUAGAAACGGCAGCUUCUUUUAGCAAAUUUUGCAAUGGCAGGUGCGUAUAGUUACAUGAUAAUUUGCUUAACAGAUUAAGCAAAUUUACGACAUAUGUUUAAUUUGUAUCAUAUGUUAUAUUUAUUCUUAAUAUCUAUUCGCGAAAUAAAAUGAAAACUUAC
Molecule: messenger RNA, 801 nt
Organism: Penaeus vannamei (Pacific white shrimp)
Lineage: Eukaryota; Metazoa; Arthropoda; Malacostraca; Decapoda; Penaeidae
Cellular component (GO): extracellular region
Molecular function (GO): chitin binding
Source: RefSeq, a predicted model, not a curated record